CAAACACGGCAUCCGAUGACAUUAAGUGAUACAGGGGCGUCUGAGUGAGUAAGGCAGCUGAUCCUGAUCUGGUUACACGAGUGACCCGGAAGGAUUGCACCAUUCUUACACCAGAGAAUACAGGGAAGAUAGACAACGCAGAUAUAUCCUGACCAUCACCCAAGGAACAACUGCACAACUGUGGGAAGACAUCCAGUCCCUUCACAGCAUUGCUCAUCACAGAGAAGGUUGGGCAGUGAAACCAUCAUCUGGAAAUCAGUGAGAUCAGGGGAGCUUUGACAUAUCAUCAGAUUGAAACUGGUCAGUGUUGUGGAAUCUUCCUUCAGAACAACCUUUCUGAAGGUUUGGCUGUGGGCAAUUGGUCAGGGUGAGGCUGUGAAGAAGUGUGAGUGGGCUCCAAGUGUGGUGAGGGCUUCAAUCAUUCUUCGAGCCUCAUGAACCACUAACUCAUUCCUAUAGGUGAGAAGCUGUUCAAGUGUGAGGUGUGUGAAGAGGGCUCCACAAGCUCAUAAGAUCUCCUAUCACACAAGUUGCAACCAUUGUCCCACCUGUAACACAAGGGCGGCUACAUGGAAAAGAAACCAUUCAAAUGUGACGUCUGUGAUCAGGCCUUCGCACAGUCAACGAUGCUCAUGAAACACCAAUGUGUUCACACAGGGGAGAAGCUGUUGAAGUGUGAGGUGUGUGAGAAAUCAUUCUCUCGGUCCUCGCACUUCUGGGUACACCGACGUAUUCACACAGGGGAGAAACCAUUCACAUGCAGUAUGUGUGACAAAUCAUUCUCUGACUCAUCACACCUCCGCAUACACAAACGCAUUCACACAGGGGAGAAACCGUUCACGUGCGAGGUGUGUGACAAAUCAUUCUCAGUGUCAUCGGCCCUCCGCAGACACCAGCACGUUCACACUGGGGAGAAACCCUUCAGGUGUGAGGUUUGUGAGCAGGCUUUCACCCAAUCCUAUGAUCUCCUGAUACACCAGAGAAUUCACACAGGGGAGAAACAUUUCUCAUGCGAGGUGUGUGACAAAUCAUUCACGUGGUCAUCAUCCCUCCGCAGGCACCAAUACAUUCACUCAAGGGAGAAACCAUUCACGUGCAAGGUGUGCAACAAAUCAUUUUCUCAGCCAUCAAAGCUCCGCACACAUCAACACAUUCACACAGAGAAGAAACCAUUCACGUGUGAGUUGUGCAACAAAUCAUUCUCGGACUCAUCGACCCUCUGCGCACACCAAUACAUUCACACACCAAAGAAACCAUUCAAUUGCGAAGUGUGUGACAAUUCAUUCUCGCAGUUAUCGAACCUCCGUGCACACCAACAUGUUCACACCGGGGAGAAACCAUUUAUGUGUAUGGCAUGUGACAAAUCCUUCUCAAGGUCAUCGAGACUUCUACUCCACGAAAGGAUUCACACAGGAGAGAAACCAUUCAGAUGCCAGGUAUGUGACAAAUCAUUCUCAGCGUCAACAGCGCUCCGCAGACACCAACUCACUCACACAGGGGACAGACCAUUCAGGUGUGAGCUUUGUGAGAAGGCUUUUACCCACUCCUCUGAUCUCUUGAUACACCAAAGGAUCCAUACAGGUGAGAAACCCUUCUCGUGCAAGGUGUGUGGUAAACCAUUCACAUGGUCAUCGUCCCUCCACAGACACCAACGCGUUCACACAAGAAAGAAACCAUUCAUGUGUGAGCUGUGUGACACAUCAUUCUCGAAGUCAUCGAAUCUCCUGCUCCAUCAGAGGAGCCACACAAGGGAGUAACACUUCAGUUGUGAGGUUUGUGAUUGAAGCUUUUGUAACAUCUUUGACCCUCCAACCCACGCUGGGCACCAGAGCAUUCACACUAGUGAGAAACCAUUCAGGUGUUAGGUGUGUGACAAGGCUUUCACACAGUGUAUCUCCUGGUCCAUCAACACACUCUCGCACAAAGGAAAAACCCUAUCAGUGUGAAUUCUGUAAUAAAGCCUUCACUCAGUUGUUGGUCCUUUUGGAACAUCAGCGAACCCACAUGGGAGACAAACCCUUCUAGUGUGACAUGUGACAGGAUUGUUUCAUCUACUCCUCUCUCGCUAUACACCAACGUCUCCACAUGGCUUUAGAGCCGGGUCACCUGCUUCCAUUACACUGAGAGUUGUCUGUGUUGUUUGCCCUCCAUUGCUUGCACAGGGGAGCUGUUGUUCCAAAUCACUGUCUGCCUCAGCAGUAUCUCUCUCAAACCUCUCCACCCAUCAGACCAUUCAACAAAAAGGCCAAGCACCCAGGGGAGGAGCCAUUCCUGGGGUAGUAAGGGAGGGACUUCAAUUUUUCCAAUUCCCUCUCCUCCUUUCCUGAAAGGGCUGAGUGCCAGUCUGCUGUUCUCCUGUGUGGAGAUCAGAUACAAGUCCUUUCUUAGGAUCUCUGGUCUAUGGAGGGGGAGAAUCAGCUGGGAAUCCCGUUCCUCAUCAGUGACCCCAACUGGGAAGUCGGGGAGGGCAGGAUUUGUCUCAGCUGUGACAGUCUCCAUUGUCUCACAACAUUCACUCUCUGGAUCUACACAUGCUGAAUGGCCACUCGAACAGAGCACUAGAGGCCAAUCAAAGUCCACAGUCUGUACUCCAGGUCAGUACCUUGAGGACUGGAGGGAAUGUGAGAUGGGAAAGAGGGCAUCAACCCUUCAACAACAAUUUGCAUUUAUACAGUGCCUUUAAUAUAGUAAAACAUCCCAAGGUGUUUCAUACAGACAUAAUCAGAUAAAAAUUAAUGCCAAGACAAAGAAGGAGAUAUGAGGAGGGGAUGUUACUGCAUCUCUGGAAGGAUUUCCUCAGCCACAGGAAGUAGCUGAUCCAGGAGAAUGUGUCAGGAUUCUCCCUGCUCUGGACAGGAGGGAAAUAUCUCAAUAGUUUCCAUUGUGUGAUUUAUCUCCCUUCUUGAAGAUUGUCACAUUCCUGAAUUUGGGGGGAGUUGUUUAUCCUCCCAAAUCUGUAGGGUGAAUUCAUGGAGUCUUGAUGUGAGCAGAAGCCCACCAGCUUUGAAGACCUCAGCUGGAAUACCAUGUGGGCCACAGGCUUUGUUGUUUUUCAUCUGUUUGAUUGCUUGUUGCAGCUCUCCCAUCGAUGGUGACUCACCCAUGGAUUCUACCAGAGACACAGGGGGAUAGACUGGAGGGUAUCAGCUGUCACUGUGGAUUCAUGGUUGAGGAGUUGUUCAAAAUGUUUUUUCCAGCAUUAACAGAUGGCAUUGUCAUCCUUAAGAAGAGAAACACCAUCUUGUGAACAACGAGUAUUUUGUCCAUUUGACCUCGGUCUAUAGAUGACCCUGUUGAUUUCAAAAAAGAUUCACAUGUCAUGAUGAUCUGCGUAUUGUUGGAUCUCUUGAGCUUUCUCUUCCAACAGGUGCGUUAUCUUCCAGAUUUGUCUUUGGGCAUCAGACUUGAUCUGUUGAAAUGCUGCCUUCCUGAGUUGCUCCACCAGGUAAUGAAGGCUGAUUGUUUUUAUUCCAGGAGGUGACAUAUUUGAGCGUCAUGUUUGUCGAGCCAGUUCUGGUGACGACGAUGCUCAAAUCCAAUGGUCUGGGCACAGGAGUUUAGUACAGUUGACUUCAUUUUGAUCCCACUGUUCAGGAAUUGAGUUAGAUGUGUGAAGAUUUUCCAGAUUGGUCGUGAGCUGCACCUGGAAUUCCUCUCUUUGGUCGGGCUGUUUUAGGGCUAAGACAUUGAUCUUCUUCCUCUUGGACUUUUGGGCCUUGUGAUGUCUUGGCGCUGGGUAGAUAGUCAUCACCAAUCAAACAAGUCGAGGAUCUGUCCAGCAGGCAUCAGUCCCCCACAUGGAUCGAGUGAUACAGACAUCACUUAGAGCUUUGACUUGGCUUUAGACCUUUCAGAGGAACCUCUGACAUGGUCUUUGUUGCCAGACAAAUCCACAAAAAAGUCGAGAACAACACCAGGAACUCUUCAUGACAUUCGUUGAUGUGACCGAAGCAUUUAACUCAGUAAAUCGUGAGGCUCUGUGGAUUGUGCUCCAAUGAUUUGGAUGUCCAAGAAACUUCAUCACAAUCCUGCAAUUGCUUCAUGAUGAUAUGACUGCAACUGUCUUGAGUGGGAGAUCUGAAACAGAAGCCUUCAAAGUCCAGACUGGUGUCAAGCAAGGCUGUGUGAUAAUCCCCAUUCUAUUUACAAUCAACCUGACAGUGGCUAUUCACCUCACUGAAGAUCAACUGCCCUCUGGUGUCAGUAUUAAAUACCAUCUAGAUGGGAAACUCAUUUACCUUGGACACCUCCGCGCCAAAACUGAACUGACCACCAUAGUUACAUAGAUCUACAGUUUGCGGAUGACUGCAAUGUCAUUGCCCACUCUGUACGAGAUUUACAGACCACUCUCAUUCUCUCCAAUUCUGAAUACAGGAAACUUGGCUUAUCCUUGAACGCCAAAGCAAAACUCAUGUAUCAACCCACACCUGGUCAGCCAAAUAUUCCACCUCCCAUAAAUGUUGGAGUAGAGACUCUGGAAUAUGUUGAGCAUUUCCCAAACCUCGACAGCCACCUCUCUCAAAAGGUCACCAGUGACGAGGAGAUCCAACACCGGAACAGCUGAGACAGUUCAGCCUUCGACAAACUAAGGCAGCGAGUGUCUGACUCCAGCAGUUUGGAUUGCAGAGGUUCAGGAAGGUGGCUCAUCUUCUCAAGGGCAGUUAGUGAUGAACAACAAAUGCUGGCCUUGUCACUGAUACUCACAUCCCAUGAAGGAAUAGAAAAAUUGCAAUGAUGGCUCUUUGUCAAGUGAACAGAACCUCAAGUGCACAGAGCAGCUGUUGUCACCACGCUCCUAUACUGCAGCGAGACCCAGCCUGUGUAUGAACAGCACAUAAGAACGAGAGAAAUUCCAUCAGCAAUACCUCUGCUGCAUCCUCCUGAUUCAAUAGGAGGAGAAUCAAAUGAAUACCAGUGUCCUUCUUAAAGCCAGGUCCAUUGGCAUUCAGGAAAAUGUCCUGCAAAAUCACCUUCAAUUGACUGGCCACUAUGUCCAGAUAGCUGAAAACCAUCUUCCCCACAGGCCCUGUUCUCUCAAGUGGCCAACGUUCCAGGCAGGAGAAAGAAAACUCUUCAAAGACACUCUCCUUGAAGCAGUGUCAUCGACCUUAAUUACUGGGAGGAGUUUGCGAUCAAUCAUUCAGAAUGGUGACAACUUGUCCAUCAAGCUGCAUCUCGCUUUGAGUCCCAAUGCCUUAAUGAUGAGGCAGCAUGGUGGCAGAGAAGGAAAGAAAAGGAGCAAAUUCUGCCCCCUGAAUUCCACAGGACAUGAUGUCCCACAUAUCCAAACAUCUAUGGGUCAAGAAUCAGUCUGAUCAGUCACAUGAAAACUCACAGCAGAAACUCACAACCCUGAGUAGACGUCAUCCUACCUAUUGAAUCUCCCAUCACUAUUGCUCUUCCAGUCAUCUUUUGCCCCCUGUACAGCUGAUCCAGCUGUGGUGCCAUGGACUUGGCUCUGGCUGCACUCCUCAGAUCAACCAUCACUUUCAUCGGUAUUCAGAACUGAAAACUGGUCGGAGAGUGAGAUACACUCAGGGACUCCUGCACUACAUGCCUUUCUGUCACUUCCUGACAUCUUCUCCAAAAACCCUAGCUCGAAUUUUAAGGCUAAGCUGCAUGUGCUGGUAAAGUGAACCAGCUCUCAGGAGUGGGUAUGAAGUAGAAUCAGACCCUGCUUUAGUUGGUGAUGUGAAUUAUAAACAGAUCCUCUUCAGGUGACGGGUGUUUGACUAAUACCAUGGUAAUGUUUGUACUCUCCGGGUCUGGUAGGACUACUAUCCUGAAUAUGGUGAGAGAAUGGGGGUGAGUCUCUACAGACUUGAGUUUCCCACAGACCAUCAAACCUCGAUGUAAUAACGAUGUGAUAUAUUCACCUUACACUCUUCCAAGAUUCAUUUCAUGUUCUGGAAAAGUUCUUCAGUCAUUUUCAAAUGCUUUGUUAAUUCGGUUGUUUCAAAUUUUGAUGUGAGCUGAAUAUUGUGUUGUUGUUUGUCUGCUGUUUGAUCAGUCUUCUGUAUAGAUUUAUAACGCAUGAUAAAAUCAUACAUUAAACUUAACCCAAACUA
Messenger RNA from Carcharodon carcharias (great white shark), 6068 nucleotides. RefSeq names its product zinc finger protein 271-like. The record is from RefSeq and is a predicted model, not a curated record. The coding region runs from base 570 to 1757 and encodes 395 amino acids. Gene Ontology annotation, biological process: regulation of transcription by RNA polymerase II. Gene Ontology annotation, cellular component: nucleus. Lineage: Eukaryota; Metazoa; Chordata; Chondrichthyes; Lamniformes; Lamnidae. The transcript is spliced from 2 exons. Gene Ontology annotation, molecular function: DNA-binding transcription activator activity, RNA polymerase II-specific; RNA polymerase II cis-regulatory region sequence-specific DNA binding.